AUGCCCCCGAAGCGCAAGAUUCGAAAGCCCGACCGUGAUGAGGAGCACAAGGAGGUCGGUAGCCCUGCCGAGGAUGAUGCGCAGGUUAAGGCUCAGGAGAGAGCUGAGAAGUUUAAAGCCUUGAGACGGCGUAUGAAUGAGUCCGCGACUGAGAACAGGCGAGACAUGUAUGCCGAGCACAAGCGGCAACAAGAGGAUCCUCGCGAAGCAGCGAAGCGCGAGCGGAGAAGGCAAGAAGCAGAGGAGAAACUGGCAAAGUUGGAAGCAGAAGACGAUGGAGAAGAGUACUCGCGGAAGAAGAAUUGGGAAUAUACAAUCGCAGAAUCGCGAGCGUGGGAUGAGCGCGUCGAAGCGAAGAAGGAGAAUGCGAGGAGGCAAAAGUUUGCGGAUCAUUCCCAAUCCGCAGAAGUCAAAUAUGAGAAGCAAAUACGUGGUUUGAAACCUGAUCUUGAAGCCUAUAAGGAAGAAAAGGCCCGAGCCCUGGAAGCUGGUCUUAUUGUUGCUACGGAGGAUGGCGUCUUGCAAGCAGUGGAUAAGGACGGUCAUCUAUAUCGGGACAUCGACUCACUCGGUUUCGUCGACAACAAACCUAAAAAGGAAGCAAUCGAUCGCUUGGUCGAUGAUCUCAAGAAUGAGGAGCUGCGAAGGGAGCAGGAACGCGCAAAGAGGGCAGCCAAGGGCAACACUGACAUAUCGUACAUCAACGACAGAAACAAGAAGUUCAACGAGAAGCUGUCGAGAUACUACGACAAAUACACAAAAGAAAUCAAGGAUGCUUUUGAACGGGGGACAGCACUAUGA
Saitoella complicata NRRL Y-17804 is the source of this 801-nucleotide messenger RNA. Its product is annotated as SYF2 splicing factor family protein. The record is from RefSeq and is a predicted model, not a curated record. NCBI's taxonomy places the organism in Eukaryota, Fungi, Ascomycota, Saitoellomycetes, Saitoellales, Saitoellaceae. The transcript has 2 exons. Gene Ontology annotation, cellular component: post-mRNA release spliceosomal complex; Prp19 complex; catalytic step 2 spliceosome. The coding region runs from base 1 to 801 and encodes 266 amino acids.